Ficedula albicollis (Collared flycatcher) is the source of this 918-nucleotide messenger RNA. RefSeq names its product family with sequence similarity 32 member A (gene FAM32A). Gene Ontology annotation, cellular component: nucleolus. Lineage: Eukaryota; Metazoa; Chordata; Aves; Passeriformes; Muscicapidae. The transcript is spliced from 3 exons. The annotation marks the transcript as partial. The record is from RefSeq and is a predicted model, not a curated record.
CCGGGCUCUCCCCGCAGGAAGAAGAAGAAGGCGAAAGACAAGGCCCAGAUCCUGGAGCAGAUCGUGAGCAGCAAGAAGCAGGAGGAGGAGAAGAAGCGCGGCCUGGACAAGCGGACCCCGGCGCAAGUGGCCUACGAAAAGAUGCAGGAGAAGCGGCAAAUGGAGCGGAUCCUGAAGAAAGCGUCCAAAACCCACAAGCAGCGAGUGGAGGACUUCAACAGGCACUUGGAUACUCUGACUGAGCAUUACGACAUUCCCAAAGUCAGCUGGACUAAAUGACCGGGCUGCUUUUCACGGCUCUGGAGCUGGAGUUGUGUUUUGUUUGUAUCAAGCAGGGUUGCCAUGUAAAUCUGUCUUUUCUCCAUAUUGUCUACUACAUCUUCUGAGCUUUUAUGACUUUAUACUGUCCUAUUUUAUAGUCUUGUUUUUUAAAACCAAAUAUCCAGCAAUGUCUCCUCUGGGCUGAGGAGCUCUGGUUUACGUCAAUGCAGAGGGCUGGUUUUUUUUAGUGUUUAUAGUGAGAUUAAGGCCAAAACGAAUUGCUGUGAGCCAGAUGGAAAACAUUCGUUUAUUUCUUUGGUUCUAACAGUUCUCCCUUUUUGAAGUGAAGAGUCUCACAUUUAAGCUUCUCUUGUAAGUUAUGUGAAUUGUAUAAUUACUUUCUAUCAAGUUCUGUUAGAGGCCAUGUUGCAAAAUGUGAAAUAUGUAAAAUUGUCUUACGAAAGCAAUCGAUCUUUGUAUACUUUCAAGCCUAAUCAGCAAGAAGGGAGGUUUAAUGCAUGAAAUAGAGAGCAGCCAACAAGCUCUAAGUGAUGUCCAAGUUUUGAUAGCUGAUGUGGUGGAUUUCUGGAAUCCCACCGAGCACCCAGGCUUGUGCAACUCUGAAAUAAAUCGGCAGUUUGUCUCUCGAGCGUCUAA